Molecule: messenger RNA, 384 nt
Organism: Synchytrium microbalum
Lineage: Eukaryota; Fungi; Chytridiomycota; Chytridiomycetes; Synchytriales; Synchytriaceae
Exons: 4
Coding region: 1-384 (127 amino acids)
Biological process (GO): cytoplasmic translation
Cellular component (GO): ribosome
Molecular function (GO): RNA binding; structural constituent of ribosome
Source: RefSeq, a predicted model, not a curated record
AUGGCACCACAGAAAAAGGACCUCAAGAAGAAGGCUAAAGCCCCCGUCAAAUUCACUAUCGACUGCUCGGCCCCUGCUGGUGAUGGCAUCUUUGAUGUAGCUGCUUUCGAAAAGUUCUUACACGACCGCAUCAAAGUCUCUGGCCGAACAAACAAUUUGGGUGAAGCCGUCGCCAUCAGCAAGGCCUCUGCAAAGUCGGCGGAAGUCGCAAUCACCAUCAAGGAUGUCCAAUUCGCAAAACGUUACUUGAAAUACUUGACAAAGAAGUUCUUGAAAAAGAACAGCUUACGAGACUACAUGCGAGUGGUUGCCAAGGGAAAAACUGGCUAUGAAUUGAAGUACUUCAAGUUGGAUGAAGAUGCUGAAGAAGAAGCUGACGAAUAA